Messenger RNA from Botrytis porri, 1149 nucleotides. RefSeq lists its product as uncharacterized. NCBI's taxonomy places the organism in Eukaryota, Fungi, Ascomycota, Leotiomycetes, Helotiales, Sclerotiniaceae. The coding region runs from base 1 to 1149 and encodes 382 amino acids. The transcript is spliced from 5 exons. The record is from RefSeq and is a predicted model, not a curated record.
AUGAAGUCCUCAUUCUUGAAUUUGAUAGCAUUAGCUACUAUCAUCGCCCACUCCCAUGCUAGAGACUGUACUUUUACAAAUAGCACCACCAUUUUUCGCGAACCUGCUCAAAUCACCAAUAUUCUCAACUGCGAUACUUUUCCCACGUCCGUUCAGAUCUCUUCCAUCUUCCCAGGCACAUUUUCCCUCUCUAACAUUAUUAAUAUCACGGGCUCUAUAUCUAUCUAUCAUGAAUUUGGUCCGCCUGUUUUAACUUCUAUUGUACUAGAUGAUUUGCAAUAUCUAGGUAGUCUGGAUCUAAAUCAAACAACCUGGGAUCUAGAUUUUGUGUCUAUGGGAGCCUUGAAGGCAGUGGGGAAUGUGACGGUUAGUUCGAAUAAGGAGAGUACUUUGAGAUUUCCCGGGCUAAAAAGUGCGGGGGUUUUAGAGUUGAAUGGGAAUGUCUCUACCAUAGAUUUUGGGUUUUUGGUAAAUGUAUCACAGAUUAGAAUUCGCCAGCCGGUUCUUGUAGGUCAAUAUGCGAUAAUACAGAUGCCGGCUCUAAACGCUACAUUCCCAGCUCUAAAAUCGUGUGACUACCUCACCACGUGGGGAAAUAUAUCGGAACUAUCGAUGCCCAACUUGAUCGGGGGUAAAGAUAUACACAGUCCCAUAUCUAUUGAUGUCCAAACAAACUAUGAAUCACCUGUACCCAUUAACUUUGACUCUCUUACUAAUGCCGCCGAUAUUGAUGUGAAAGGUUUCAUUGAACCACUCCAUAUGCCGGUUCUGGCAAAUGCCAGUUCAAUCUCUGCGGCAGUAAAUGGGGAUGUAAAUUUUCCCAGGCUGGUUAAUGCGACGGACAUAUUGGUCCAGGGUCAAGUUUGCUCCCUUUCACUUCCAGCUCUUCAAUAUCUGAACGAAUCCCUUCGAGUACAAACCUAUCGUCCCUUUAACUGUUCACCCCUCCGUACAGUGUACGAUCACACAUCCACGAUAUUCGCAGCGCAGUAUGGUUACAACUCACCAGCAUAUGAAAAUCGGGUAUUUCGAUGUCAAUCUUAUUAUGUGGGCGAAACGAAGGAAGGGCUUUCCCAAGACGUGCGGAAUGGGCCAGGGUUUGGAUUAGGACUCGGAGGGGGUCUGGCGGCAGUUUUAGGAUUUGCAUAG